AUGAACUUGAUCGGCUGUUCUGUGAAGCUACUCAAUGAUUUUCCAGAAGGUAAACACUUUUCGAAAUUACUAAAUAGAAAGGAUAAAGGUAGAAAGGAGAGGCCUAUUGUGGUUGUACAUGGAAAGCAGCAAGACGAUGCUUCGAAUGAGAAAAAGGACUUUAACAUGGAUGAAGUUCAACUUCAAACUUUUAAUGAAAAGCUUGAUGUCCUAGAAGUUGUUUUUGAUUCUGCAAAUCUCUUGUCUCUUGGAAAUUCAAAACCACCGGAUGCUCCUGCUUUUUCUUCUUUCCUUAGCAAUGAGGAUGAGGUAAGGAUUUACACUACUCAGAUUGUAUCUACUGUUUCAUAUCUUCACAGCAAAGGCAUUGUACAUUGGGAUCUUAAACCUGAAAACAUACUCAUGGAUUCUCAUGGCCAUGUAAUGUUAACUGAUGUUGGAAUGUUGAAAGAGAUUGAGGAAUCUGAGAGAUCUAACUCUAUGUUACAGAAAGCAUAG
Messenger RNA from Vicia villosa (hairy vetch), 498 nucleotides. RefSeq lists its product as uncharacterized. The record is from RefSeq and is a predicted model, not a curated record. The transcript is spliced from 4 exons. Gene Ontology annotation, biological process: protein phosphorylation. Gene Ontology annotation, molecular function: protein kinase activity; ATP binding. Bases 1 to 498 code for a protein of 165 amino acids. Lineage: Eukaryota; Viridiplantae; Streptophyta; Magnoliopsida; Fabales; Fabaceae.